AUGGAGAUGAACGGGACGGAGACUCGAGGCGAGGAGGCGAUGACGCUCGCUUUGAGUGUGGCCGUCACCGUCAUCUCCACCAUCGGGUUACUGCUUAACGCUUACAUUCUAUUCGUCAUUGUUAUAACUAAACAGCAGUACAGAAGAUGUACUGCGCCGACCCCAAGUGAUUGGGAAAUGGGCAGGGAGAAGAAGAUUGUA
Brenthis ino (lesser marbled fritillary) is the source of this 201-nucleotide messenger RNA. The record is from the annotation of a GenBank genome assembly. NCBI's taxonomy places the organism in Eukaryota, Metazoa, Arthropoda, Insecta, Lepidoptera, Nymphalidae.